UCUCUGUAUCUUUUCUAAACACUGGAGGAGCAGUUAUCUCAAUUCGCCGGAAAACGCAGCCGGGUUCAUCGUCGGCCGCCAGACUCAGAAGAGAAGACUGCGCCAUAGCAAGUGCCUCUCGAUUGAUAACAUAGACUCCUUAAGCUCAUUGGCAAGCUGACCUUGUGUGGACACAUAGGAUUUGCAAAGAACUGAUUUGGGCUGAAUUAGGGUUCUGUUGUGUUAAUCAGAAGGAUUUUCUAUUGAAUGUUUGUCUGAGAAACAUGUUGAAGCAAGCAAUUGGAAGAAUUUGCAGCAGAGGAAAUGUUUAUGUUUCUGAAGGAAACAGAGUUUUGACUUCGAUUUAUGUGCCUUUGUGUUGUUUCCACAAUGGACAAGCAAAUAUGGCUCCUAGAAGUUUUUUCGGUGUAGAGGAUUUCGUCGAUGAUGACAACAGCCGACCUUAUACAUACCAGAAAGGGAAGAAGUCAAAGAAUCCAAACAAGCAUAUAUCGUUCAAACAAAGAACGGUUGCCUACAUGGAGCCUUUUACACUUGACGUGUUUAUCUCAAAACGAUUUGUAUCAGCUUCACUCACUCAUAGAGUGACUAGUAAACAGGUUGCAGUUGCAGGUACCAACUCCAAGGACAUUAAAGCUGUUCUUAGAUCUCGAUCAGACAUACCAGCAUGCAUAGCCAUUGGUCGGAUUUUAGCUGAACGAGCAAUGGAAGCUGAUGUUUACACUGCUUCGUAUACUCCAAGGGAUCGGGAUAAGUUUGAAGGGAAAAUCAGAGCUGUAGUUCAGUCACUUAUCGAUAAUGGGGUUGAUCUCAAGGUUUAUCUUGAUUGAGUCACACAGACUCUUUUAAAGCAAACACUACCAGCCAGUUAUGUUAUUCAGAUUUUGGAUUUCUGGUUGAAGCAAUCUAGCCCCUUUGUGUGUUUCGUUAUGUCCAUGUAGCUUGGUUAAUAAGUAUUUUGAUAUCAAUACUGGUAUUGUGCACCUCUAGGGUUCCAUUUUCUGAAUCAUGUUGUUGAACCACCAAAUCAUAGGAGACCCUUGCGUUGCACUGUCAACUGUCGUCCCCUUCGCUGUAAUAUAUUGAAAAGUUCAGACAACUGAUACUUCCUAAUUUAGUAAUGACUUUUUUCUUCUUUUGUUCA
Molecule: messenger RNA, 1144 nt
Organism: Trifolium pratense (red clover)
Lineage: Eukaryota; Viridiplantae; Streptophyta; Magnoliopsida; Fabales; Fabaceae
Exons: 4
Coding region: 264-830 (188 amino acids)
Biological process (GO): translation
Cellular component (GO): ribosome
Molecular function (GO): 5S rRNA binding; structural constituent of ribosome
Source: RefSeq, a predicted model, not a curated record